Molecule: messenger RNA, 6408 nt
Organism: Sander lucioperca (pikeperch)
Lineage: Eukaryota; Metazoa; Chordata; Actinopteri; Perciformes; Percidae
Gene: slc4a4a
Product: solute carrier family 4 member 4a
Exons: 28
Coding region: 282-3623 (1113 amino acids)
Biological process (GO): monoatomic anion transport; transmembrane transport; regulation of intracellular pH
Cellular component (GO): basolateral plasma membrane; plasma membrane
Molecular function (GO): monoatomic anion transmembrane transporter activity; sodium:bicarbonate symporter activity; solute:inorganic anion antiporter activity
Source: RefSeq, a predicted model, not a curated record
AGUUUGACCUCCCACCGGAGGAGUGGCGUUGACAGAAGGAUGGUCCAGCACAGAUAGAGGCGGCGGCAGCAUGCUGAGCGCAGUUACCGCACUGUGCCUCAUACAAAUUUACCCGAGCUGUGGAGGUAGACUUCUUUACCUUCGUGCCACCCCUAGGGUGACAACAAGAGCCAAACACAGAGCCAAAGAUCAAAACUACAGCGGUCAAGCAUCCGCAGCCGCUCCGGUGAUCCGCUCUGUUCAGCACAUUCACUAAGGAGAUUUAUCACACGCAACCUGAGAUGAGCAGCAGCAAGAAGAUGGAGGAUGAGGCGGUGCUGGACCGGGGGGCAUCCUUAGUCAAGCACAUCUGUGACGAGGAGGAGGUAGAGGGUCAUCACACCGUUUACAUUGGCGUGCACGUGCCCAAGAGCUAUCGGCGUCGGAGGCGUCACCGUCGGAGAACCGGCCACAAGGACAGAAAGGAGAGGUUGACGGAGAACACUUCUGACAAGUCGGACACAGAAAACAACGAUGAGGCCAGCAACAGCAUCCUCAAACCUCUCAUCUCGCCGGCAGCCGAGAGGAUCCGCUUCAUCCUCGGUGAGGAGGAUGACGGCCCGGCACCCCCACAACUCUUCACUGAGUUGGAUGAGCUGCUGUCAGUGGAUGGACAGGAGAUGGAGUGGAAGGAGACGGCCAGGUGGAUCAAGUUUGAGGAGAAGGUAGAGAAAGGAGGUGAACGCUGGAGUAAACCACACGUGGCCACGUUGUCCUUACAUAGCCUUUUUGAACUCCGGACGUGCAUAGAGAAAGGCACCAUCAUGCUCGACAUGGAAGCUUCUACUCUACCUCAGGUUGUUGAGAUGAUCACUGACAACCAGAUAGAGAUCGGCCAGCUGAAAGCAGACCUAAAGGACAAAGUGAUGUACACGUUGCUACGGAAACAUCGUCAUCAGACCAAGAAGUCCAACCUGCGUUCUCUGGCUGACAUCGGCAGGACGGUCUCCAGUGCAAGUAGGCUGUUUUCCAACCCGGAAAACGCUCGUAGUCCUCUUGGGAACUCUGCGACUUGCCUAUCGGGUCACAUAUCAAUGGAGGACUUGCAGAGCCAACGGAGUACCAGCAUGGACUGGCUUAAUAGUCCCACCACAACUCACCGGAACCUGACCUCCAGCAGCAUGAACGACAUUUCUGACAAACCAGAAAAAGACCAGCUGAGGAACAAGUUCAUGAAGAAGUUGCCGAGAGAUGCCGAGGCCUCCAACGUGCUGGUGGGGGAGGUGGACUUCCUGGACACGCCAUUUGUGGCGUUUGUUCGUCUGCAGCAAGCUGUGAUGCUGGGAGCCUUAACAGAGGUUCCUGUUCCCACAAGAUUUUUAUUCAUCUUGCUUGGACCCAAAGGCAAAGCCAAGUCGUACCAUGAGAUUGGCAGAGCGAUCGCCACGCUGAUGUCAGAUGAGGUCUUUCAUGACAUUGCGUAUAAGGCCAAGGACAGACAAGACCUGCUGGCUGGUAUCGAUGAGUUCCUGGAUGAGGUGAUCGUGCUUCCUCCUGGAGAGUGGGACCCGGCCAUCAGGAUAGAGCCUCCGAAAUCCCUCCCCUCCUCUGACAAAAGGAAAAACAUGUAUGCAGGCGGGGACCCUCACAUGAACGGAGAUAUGCCUCAUAAUGGAGAGGGUCACGGAGGAGGGGGACACGCCGUAGGGGACGAGCUGAAGAAGACUGGAAGGUUUUGUGGAGGUCUCUUACUUGACAUCAAAAGAAAAGCGCCUUUCUUUGUCAGUGACUUCACCGAUGGAUUUCACAUUCAGGCCUUGUCGGCCACUUUGUUUAUCUACCUGGGAACUGUGACAAACGCCAUCACCUUUGGUGGUCUGCUGGGCGAUGCUACAGAAAACAUGCAGGGUGUGUUGGAGAGUUUUCUGGGCACAGCGAUCACCGGUGCGAUUUUCUGUCUGCUGGCCGGCCAGCCUCUCACCAUCCUCAGCAGCACCGGUCCUGUUCUGGUGUUUGAACGCUUGCUCUUCAAUUUCAGCAGAGAAAAUGAUUUUGACUACCUGGAGUUCCGCCUGUGGAUCGGGCUGUGGUCAGCGUUCUUCUGCCUGGUGCUCGUGGCUACUGACGCCAGCUUCUUGGUUCAGUAUUUCACCCGGUUCACUGAAGAGGGCUUCUCCUGUCUCAUCAGCUUCAUCUUCAUCUAUGAUGCCUUCAAGAAGAUGCUCAAAUUAGCUCACCACUAUCCCAUUAACUCAGAAUUCAUGAUGGAAUAUGUCACACAAUAUGACUGCCUCUGUAUGGCCCCUGCUGUUCUAGAGAACAAUACAGACAUCAUUGGGGAUCCUUUAGAGGGUACUUCAGUCUGGUAUUGGAACAACACUGAUCUGCCAAUGAACGCCACGUGGUCGUCCCUCUCAAAGACAGAGUGCUUAAAAUACAACGGAGAGCUGGUGGGCAAGGCCUGUGAAUUUGUCCCAGACAUCACCCUCAUGUCCUUCAUCCUGUUCUUUGGCACUUACACUUGCUCCAUGUGUCUAAAGAAGUUCAAGACCAGCCCGUUCUUCCCCACUACUGUGAGAAAACUCAUCAGUGACUUUGCCAUCAUCCUGGCCAUCUUCAUCUUCUGUGGAGUCGAUAUGCUCGUAGGAGUCGAUACUCCUAAACUUAUUGUGCCAAGUGAAUUCAAGCCAACAAGUCCUAACCGGGGCUGGUUUGUGCCUCCGUUUGGAGGAAACCCCUGGUGGGUUUACCUGGUGUCAGCUCUUCCUGCCCUGCUGGUUACCAUACUAGUCUUUAUGGACCAACAGAUUACUGCUGUGAUCGUCAACAGGAAGGAGCACAAGCUGAAGAAAGGGGCAGGUUACCAUCUGGAUCUGUUCUGGGUGGCCAUUCUGCUGAUUAUUUGCUCCUUCAUGGGACUGCCGUGGUAUGUGGCUGCCACAGUUAUCUCCAUCGCUCACAUCGACAGUCUGAAGAUGGAAACCGAAACAUCGGCUCCUGGAGAGCAGCCGAAGUUCCUGGGUGUGAGAGAGCAGAGGGUCACCGGUGUGUUGGUGUUCAUCCUGACAGGACUGUCUGUAUUUAUGGCUCCUAUUUUAAAGUUUAUCCCCAUGCCUGUGCUGUAUGGAGUCUUCCUAUACAUGGGGGUGGCCUCUCUCAAUGGAGUGCAGUUCAUGGAUCGUCUCAAACUGCUUCUGAUGCCAGCAAAGCAUCAGCCGGACUUGGUUUACCUGCGACACGUUCCCCUCAGGAAGGUCCACCUCUUCACCUUCAUUCAGAUCCUUUGCUUGGCUCUGCUCUGGGUCCUUAAGUCCACUGUGGCCGCCAUUGUAUUCCCUGUCAUGAUCCUUGCUCUGGUGGCCGUCAGAAAAGUGAUGGACUACAUGUUCUCCCAGCAUGAUCUCAGCUUCCUGGACGACAUCAUCCCAGAGAAGGACAAGAAGAAGAAAGAGGACGAGAAGAAGAAAAAGAAAAAACAAGGCAGCAUAGACAGCGAUGCUGAAGACUCUGACUAUCCUUACAAUGAGAAAGUUCCCAGCAUUAAAAUCCCCAUGGACAUAAUGGAGCAGGAGCCUUUCUUAGGUGAUAAGGCCUCUGACAGAGAUAAAUCCCCAUCAUUCCUUGAACGACACACAUCGUGCUGAGCAGCUUCGCUACUACCAGGCCAACUGCUUGUCCAGCCAUGAGAUGAGUCCGCUGAAGUCUGUGCCUCAGAUUACAAUAGACAUGGACCCAGACGAUGAUAAUACGUUCUACUGGAAGAGCAGAGGAUCUGAAACGUCUCUGUAGAGCACCCAACCACCGCGACUCCUGACAGGCAACUCCUGCAGCACCCGCGAGAUAACUUUUACUUUCCUUUAAAAACAAUGAUUUCAGCACUUUGCUCUAAGUAUGUGGUGCAUGGUCUUAAGACGAGACACUUAAUUUUACUAAUUAAGUCAUUUUAAAACCAUUUCUUUCCUCACUAUCUUCUCUUGGUGUUUUCCUCACAGCUCCACAGUAAACUGAUAAAUGUCACUCCUUACUAUCCUUCUAUGCAACUCUUCCCACAUAUCAACAGUAAAUGCUGCAGCUCUCUCUGACCACGCAUGAAAUGCCCUCCUCGCUCUUUUUAUAUAAAUAUAUAUAUAAAUAUGUGUCUGAAUUUUUAUAUAAAUUGAUUUAAUAACAUUUUUCUGUGGCAGAAUUUUUUUUUUAUAGUUCUACCUCUUGUUUUAGAUUAAAAGCUUACUAUGAACAAAUGCAACAUGUUGAUUUUUGACGCAGCAUGAAGUUUUGAUAUUUUCUCUGUCCUUUUGUAGAUAUGAAAUUCAGAAGAUUCACUAUUAUAGCUCGUGAAGGAAAUAUGUGCAAAUAGAGAUUAUUUGAAGUUAAUUAACAGUUGAUUAAUAAUGUAUAUGUGUAUGUGCAGGUCAGGUAAAUAUUUUUAUUUUCACUUUUUGAUGCAGUUUUGAUUGCUUCACCUUCUCUUUCUAAUGUUCUGAAUCUUUCAAGUGUUCACUUCAAAGCUUUUGUUACUCUUUUAAGUUCAAUCUUUUUUGUUUUUCUUCUCUUUUUUAUUUAAUGAUCGUUUUGUGUGUAUGUCAGUAACUUUUUCUUAUGACCUUCACUUCAUUCUUUCUUUGUGGGUAGAAAACAGUUCUGCGAUACAUUCAGUAAUCAUCCGAUUGUCCUCAGCCAAACGUAAACUCUAACUAGGAAUGCAUAUCAUAUAAUCGCUUGUGCUGCACAAACUACUUUACCGAAGUGGCUUAUAAGAGAUGGAUCCAGACUGAUUUAUUAUUGUAACAACGUGACGAGGGAAUCAUAUCCAUGUAAACUCCAUGCAGCAAGUUUAUUUAUUUUUGUCUCAGAUGCUGUUGGAAUUAUCUGAUCUGAAAAUGGGAUCACACAUAUCUUUUUUUUAUUUAACAUAUUAAAGGAUGGGUUUGAAUUUUUUCAAGUAUCUCAAUACUGUACUCACAUGCAGUACUGUAUGUACAUAAGGAAGUUAUUGGUUGCUGUUAUAAUUCUUCCUGUACAGGCUUUGACAUCCAUAGACAUAUAUACAUAGACGCCGCAUUAUGUAUAUAGGUCUAUGGUGACAUCAUCUACGAAGGUAGAGCAACUAAACUGAGAUACAGGGGAGAAACCAUAGAGAAAUCCAUAGUUAGGUUAUAUUCACACAUACAGAUACAAUGAGGUUAGUUGUCUCCUGCAAGCCUGAAGUUUGCAGCUAUCCCUAGCUCCUAUUGGACAGUUGUUUUCUCACUUUGCUACUAUAUUGGCGAACGCUGUAGUAGUUCAUUUUCCAAGCUAUAGUACGUGUUUCCAUCAUCGUAUUUCUAUUUCAAGUCCCUGUGGUACUUCAGAAUGGUAAACCUGCUUACAGAGUUUUUUACGUAGUUGUUUUAUUCUCCUCUAAACUAUAUGCUUGAAGAGAUAAACAAAACAACUGCAAUUGGUUCUUGCAAGAUUGACACACAUUUAAAAAAACAAAAAGUCCAUUCUUUUGGAGGAUACCCACUUGAUUUGUCUCUAAAGCCUCACUAGCUAACUUUAAAAUACACUUUUGCACAGGAUUGUACAUUUUAUCUCCCAUGUUUUGACAGUGUAGUUGCAUUAGAAAGGUAUUGUUGGCCAGUAUGGAGACAAGGGAUGAGUACAGUGAACAGAAACUCUCAGUGCACAUUUGGCAUGUGAGCGUUAUGUUAAGAAAGACUCCAAACAUACCACAGUUGUUUUUAGAACUUAAUCUCAAUCUGUUAAAAUGAUGCACAAACUAUUCACUGUAUUCCUACAGAGUGCCCAGUGAGUCCACAGUCCCAUCCAGAAAGAAUCAAACCCUCUCAGAUCUGACAUGACUUUUUUUUGGCCAGUACUAUCUACUAAAGCACUGUUCAUCAUUACAGUAUCCCCACUUUAUCUCUAAAGGACUCCCUGAAGCACAUUCUCACUUGGAUGUUUAACUCUUAUAUGGAAGUCCGCUCUGUCUUCAUUACCACUAUAGACAGAAAAUGUAACUGUGUGAUUAAUGAGCCGCCUUCCUGCUCUGUAAAUCAUGUACAUACAUAAAAGGCACGUCGGCUCAAACCAAAAUGUAACAAGUGACUUUGUACCUUCACGGUUCAUUGUGUUUAGUUUGUUUCAGUUCAUCAGCCGAAAUAACAACGUAAUUUAUACUCCACAUCAGUGUUUUUAGUCAACAGCAGCGAGGGGAACAAUUGUGACUUAAUGUCUGAGACAUAUAUGUGGGGAGUUGUUAGUUUAAAGUGUACUGGGUCACUAUGUCUACGUCAAAUGAAAAACUUGAUGUUAAUUUUAGCAUACGGAAUAAAUACUGAUACGUUUGCUUUGAUUAACUUUUUAGAAACCGGUGAAAUGAAUUAUUUUAGAAUUUAUAUUUUUCAAAUGAAAUGUAUAUUGAAAAUAAACAGAAUUGUCAAACAG